CCCCACCCUGUGUGUGUCUCUCUCCCCUGUUUUUUCUUAAUUUUCGCGAAUUUUGUUUUUUCCCUGAAAUUUUGUUCGAAAAUUUUCCCGAGAGAGCUUUCUUCUUUCCGGAGAGAGAUGAAGCUUGUGGAGGAAGAGAUACAGUACGUUGAGAAGGACGAGGAGGAGGAAGUUGUGGUUUGCAGUGGAGAUGAGGAGGAAAACGAUGGUGUAGAAGGCGGAGACAAGGAAGAGGACGGCGGAGAAGAGGACGACGACGGUGACGAAGAGGACGACGACGACGAGGAUGGCGAUGGUGAUGAGGAAGACGACGACGACGACGUGCAGGAGGUUUUUCCCGCUUCCGGUGGACCUGUGGCGGUAGGCGGUGAUAGCGACGACGAUGAGGACGAGGAGGAGGAGGAUGACGCCGAAGGUGACGACGGCGGCGACGACGACGAUGACGACGACGACGACGACGAGGAAGCUGAAGAUGAGGAGGAAUUGGGAACUGAGUACCUCGUCAGGCCUGUGGGUCGUCCCGAGGAUGAGGAAGACGCGAGUGACUUCGAGCCCGAGGAGAAUGGUGAGGAGGAGGAUGUUGAAGAAGAGGACGACGAUGAAGAUGAGGACAAUGCUGGUGGGAAGGUCAAGGCUCCACCCAAGAGGAAGCGGUCUGACAAAGACAACUCCGAUGACGACGACGACGAUGGGGGAGAGGAUGAUGAGAGACCUUCCAAGCGAUAGGCCGAGGGCCCUUCGUGGUCUGAGCAAUGACUUUGACAUAUUUGACUCUCUAUUUUCUCUCUCAAAACCCGAUCCUCUUUGCAGCAGGGAAAAAAGAUAGCAGGUUUUCAAUUGGAGUAAGCUUUUUCUUUUGGGUCGUUUGUAUCCUGAAAGUGCAUUAGGAUUAAGAACACAACUCUUUUGUAUUGUUGAUGCAUAGUCGCAUGGGGUUUCGACAAACUGUGUUGCAAACAGCUGAUUUAGACUUGUGACUCCGUGUAAGUUAGGAGAUUCGGGAAACAUUUCAUUGGACACAGUCAUGUUUUGUAGGUUUUCUAUAAUUUCAGAGUUAUCUGGUUAGGGUCCUUAA
Messenger RNA from Rhodamnia argentea, 1075 nucleotides. RefSeq names its product acidic leucine-rich nuclear phosphoprotein 32-related protein 1-like. The record is from RefSeq and is a predicted model, not a curated record. The coding region runs from base 118 to 726 and encodes 202 amino acids. Lineage: Eukaryota; Viridiplantae; Streptophyta; Magnoliopsida; Myrtales; Myrtaceae. The transcript is spliced from 2 exons.